Magnolia sinica is the source of this 1604-nucleotide messenger RNA. RefSeq lists its product as uncharacterized. The coding region runs from base 666 to 1322 and encodes 218 amino acids. NCBI's taxonomy places the organism in Eukaryota, Viridiplantae, Streptophyta, Magnoliopsida, Magnoliales, Magnoliaceae. The record is from RefSeq and is a predicted model, not a curated record. The transcript has a single exon.
UCAGUGCGUCGCCCUGCCUGCCCAAUCAAAAUCUGUUGGACUGCAUACCUCCCCUGGUGAAUCAGGCCCAGAAUGACGUGCUGCUGGCUCUUCCCACGUUAUCGGAGGUUCACCACGUGGUCCUCUCCAUGCCCAAGGACGGUGACCCGGGGUCGAAUGGUUUUCCUAGGAGUUUUUACGCCUGGGAGGUGGUGGGACAGGACAUUCAUAAGGCUGUCACGUUCUUCUUCCAAGGUGGAAACCUCCACAGGGCCGUUACUUCAUCGGUUAUUUGCUUGAUCCCUAAGUCGAACUCCCCCAAACGGUUCUUGAAUUUUCGUCCAAUCAGUCUCUGCAAUUGUCUAUACAAGAUCUUCUCUAAAAUCAUCGCUAUAAGGUUGAGUCAGGUUCUCCCGCUACUGAUUUCUUCGAAGCAAGGGGCGUUCAUCUAGGGCCGUUCGAUCUCAGAAAACAUCGCUCUAGCGUAAGAAUUGUUUAGGGAAUUAAACCGAAAAGUCCGUGGUGGAAAUCUCAUCCUAAAGCUUGAUUUGGACAAAGCAUAUGACAGCGUAAAUUGGCAAUUCCUAGUCCAAGUUCUGUUGCGGUUUGGUUUUAGCCAAUCUUGGAUAAAUUUGGUUGAAAAAUGCUGGGCCAACAGCUGGUUUUCGGUCCUUAUCAAUGGGGAGAUGGUUGGUUUCUUUAAAUCUUUUAGGGGUUUGCGGCAGGGCGACCCCAUCUCUCCAGGCUUAUUCAUUCUCUUUGCCGAGGUGCUGAGUAGGGGCUUUAAGGCUCUCAUAUCUCACAAUAUUUGUCAUCCAUUUACGCUCAGCCGAGGGUGCCCAAUCAUUUCUCACCUUCUCUAUGCGGACGGCACCCUCCUCUUAACCAAUGGGAGUAAGGAUUUGUUACUACCUACCAAACGUUUCCUUGACUCCUUUCAGGCGUCCUCGGGCCAAUGUAUUAGUCUCAGCAAGAGCUCCUUCUUCUACUCCAAGAGGAUCCCGCCCUCCAGAGUUAGAUCCAUUGAAUCAAUUCUGGGCUUUGGAAAAUCGGUUGCAUCUUUCUCCUAUCUUGGCAUCCCUUUGGCUGAGGGUAGAAUGAAAUCUAGUGCAUUUAAACCACUAGUUGACAGAGUUGUGGGUCGCAUAAAUGGGUGGCAGGCCAGAAUCCUCUCCCAAGCGGGCAGGGCGGUCCUAGUAAAACACAUUUUAUGCGCCAUCCCUGUUCAUUCAUUGGCGGCGAUCCAUCUUCCGUCUCAAGUGCUAGCAUUGCUUGAGAGACAUUUGGCUAACUUUUUCUGGGGUUGGUCUAAUGGCAAGAGGAAAUUGCACUGGGUUAAAUAGAAAUGGAUUGCCUUGGCUAAAGAGGAAGGUGGAAUUGGUAUCAGGAAGUUUUCUGAGGUUAUGGAGGUGUUUCGUUUAAGGAUGGCUUGGACAAUAAGAUUUAGGAGAGAGGACAGCAUUUGAAAAUCCUUUAUGUCAGCAAAAUACUCCCAGUCCUGCCUUCUCAGCAGCCCAAUAGGGCGAUGCGUCUUGCCUCCCCGCUCUAAAAAAGAAUUUUGGAUCAACUCCCUCUCCUCGACUCUCAUGAUCAGUGGAAAAUCGGAUUGGGUAACUGUAAUAUUU